Molecule: messenger RNA, 1383 nt
Organism: Uloborus diversus
Lineage: Eukaryota; Metazoa; Arthropoda; Arachnida; Araneae; Uloboridae
Exons: 2
Coding region: 1-1383 (460 amino acids)
Source: RefSeq, a predicted model, not a curated record
AUGUUUCGUCAGAUAAGAGUUCAUCCAGAUGACACUGAUUGGCAAAGAGUCAUAUGGAGAAAUUCACCCGAAGAUAAAAAUACAGCAUACCGUCUUGUCACUGUUACUUACGGAACUUCCUGUGCACCAUUCCUUGCAACAAGAACUUUGCACCAGCUCGCACUAGAUGAACAGGAAUCCUAUCCAUUAGCUUCUAGCGCAACAAUUCGAAAUUUCUACGUCGACGGUCUUUUGAGUGGAGCUUCUACAAGAGAAGAAGCAGUACAACUUGUAAUCGAAUUACAAGAGAUGAUGCGAAAAGGAGGCUUCAAUCUUCGAAAGUGGCAUUCUAACGAUCCCUCUAUUUUUCGUGAUACUUCAGUUGACGUGCAAGAAAACGAUGCAGUUCAGUGUGAAGACGACAAUGAUUGCAAGGUUCUUGGAAUUGAGUGGUCGCCAAAGUUAGAUGUGUUUAAGUUCUCAAUAGCACCAGUAGACAUACAAUUCACUUACACCAAGCGAGAAGUACUCUCACAAAUAGCCCGUGUAUUUGAUCCGUUGGGGCUCUUGUCACCAUGUGUAACUUUCAUGAAAAUUCUGUUGCAAGAGCUUUGGCAAGGGAAAUUCUCUUGGGAUCAACCUCUUAUUGCUGAACUUUGUAAACGUUGGAGGUCGUUUCUGGAGGAACUACAUCUUUUUGAGCAAGUUACCUUCCCGAGAUAUGUGCUGCAAUCUCAGAGUGAAUUUGAGUUACAUGCAUUCUGCGAUAGUUCUGAGAAGGCUUACUGUGCUGUCAUUUACAUCCGCUGUGUUUCUAAUUCUUCGGUUCGAGUCACCCUUUUGACAUCAAAAACCCGAGUGGCUCCUCUAAAGGUGCAAUCUCUUCCAAGACUUGAGCUCUGUGCAGCUCUUCUGCUUACUAAUUUGUUACAUUCUACUCUUCCACAUCUGAACCUUCCUAUCAAAUUGAAAUGUGCCUGGUCCGAUUCAAAAAUUGCUCUAGCAUGGAUUUAUUCAGAACCUAGAAGAUGGCAACCUUUCGUUGCUAACAGAGUAGCCCAAAUACAAGAAUUGGUUCCAGAUAUUCAGUGGAAUUUCGAGGCAGAGAUCCUGCUCAAGAAGGUCGCCCAUUUGGAAGAGGAAAACAAGAUCCUUCACCAAAAGCUGAGCGGCGCCUCUAGCCAAAAGAAAAGAAAACCGGUCGUGCUUAUCAACGCUGCCAAUCCUAAGACCGUUAUCGAGGAAAUCAAGAAAAAGAACCCUGAAGAGGAUUUUCAUCAGGGAGGAGGAUCAUUACCCCCUCUUCCGAAAAUGGCCAAGUUGAAGUGGAGAACUACGCUAAAGAUCAUGCUAUCGACUUCCACACCCCAACCAUCGCCUAUAUCCCUCCAACCCGUGUCGUAG